This is a messenger RNA of Solea solea (common sole), 994 nucleotides long. RefSeq names its product glutathione S-transferase theta 1b (gene gstt1b). The transcript is spliced from 5 exons. The coding region runs from base 62 to 787 and encodes 241 amino acids. Gene Ontology annotation, molecular function: glutathione transferase activity. Gene Ontology annotation, cellular component: cytoplasm. The record is from RefSeq and is a predicted model, not a curated record. Gene Ontology annotation, biological process: glutathione metabolic process. NCBI's taxonomy places the organism in Eukaryota, Metazoa, Chordata, Actinopteri, Pleuronectiformes, Soleidae.
GGUGAAACAUCAGCGGGAAUCUCCUGGAAUCUCCUGAAAUCUCCUGAAAUCAUCUGGAAUCAUGGUGUUAGAACUCUACCUGGAUCUGAACUCGCAACCCUGUCGCUCUGUUUACAUCUUUGCCAAGAAAAACAACAUUCCCUUUGACUUUCAGAAGAUUUCGCUGCUGGAUGGUGAACAGUAUGGAGAAGAGUUCGGGAAGAUCAGCUUGAUCAGAAAAGCUCCGGCUCUGCGAGAUGGAGACUUCUGUCUGGCUGAGAGUAUUGCCAUCCUUCAUUAUCUGGCUGAGAAGUUUAAAACUCCAGACUUCUGGUUUCCAGUCGACCUCCAUCAACGCGCUCGUGUUAACGAGUAUCUGUCGUGGCAGCACAUGGCGUUACGUAUGCACGGCUCCAGGAUUUUCUGGCUGCGGCUCUUGAUUCCAAAGAUCCUGGGUGUGGACGUCCCUCAGGACAAGAUGGACGCGGCCCUGGACGACCUGAAGCACUCACUGAACCUCCUGGAAGAGAAGUUCAUCCAGGACAAACCUUUCAUAGCAGGAGAUCAGAUCUCACUGGCCGACCUGGUCGCCAUCGUGGAGGUCAUGCAGCCUCUGGGUUCUGGCUUGGACGUAUUUGAGGACCGACCCAAACUGAGCGCGUGGCGGGACAGAGUCGAGGCCGCCAUUGGAAAGGAGCUGUUUGACGACGCCCACCAGACCAUCCUGACCGCCCAGGAGAGAGUGUCCACCAUGGACGCCAGCAAGAUGCAGGUCUUCAAGCCCAAGAUCAUCAGCUUUUUCCUGUGAAGAGGAGAACUCUGGUUUGGGUUUGGGUUCUGGUUCUGUCCAAAUGAGCUCAGUAAGUUGAUUUACCCCAACUUAUAAAAUCUAACUGUCAAAUUAUGAUAAAUAAUAAAGAAUAAAUUGUUCUUUUAACUUCAGUAACAAGUUAUUUUGCAACAUUUAUGUUCAGUCUUUUCAAAAAUGAUGAAUAAAAAUUAUAACAUUUGUCAA